Messenger RNA from Penicillium samsonianum, 501 nucleotides. Its product is annotated as Acyl transferase/acyl hydrolase/lysophospholipase. Lineage: Eukaryota; Fungi; Ascomycota; Eurotiomycetes; Eurotiales; Aspergillaceae. The transcript has 2 exons. The record is from RefSeq and is a predicted model, not a curated record. Bases 1 to 501 code for a protein of 166 amino acids.
AUGUAUGGCAUUGACGAAGAAGCCCUCUUCCGCGUCUUUGAGAUCGCUAUCAUUGAACAGGCUUGGGAAGGCAUUUCAGACCACAUUGUUGUUAGACUGGAGUUGAUGGAACUCACCAAAGCGGCGCAGGAAGCAGGUGACGACGUAGACAGUUUUUGGGCCUCGGAUAAGUCCCGGGGUGAGGAUGUGUCUGCUGGAGGUGGGAGCCAGAGUAUUCUCUCUUUGUUGCAAGGGUUAAAAUUCAUCGGGGCGGUUCAGGCUGUACGUGAACACUUCAUUGCGAAGCUUGCUCACAUGUCGAUGCUCAACAUGAACGAGUUUGAAGAGACCCAGUCUAUUACUAGCCAUGGGGUUGAUAGUAUGAUUGUCGUUGGGUUGGGGAAUUGGAUCUUUAAGAAGCUGGGUCUUGGAUCCUUCCAGCCGCUGUUGGGUCCGAGUUUGACGAUCCCCAACUCUGUAGAGCAUGUUUGCGCAAAGCAUGGGAUUAAAAGGGUAAUAUAG